Molecule: messenger RNA, 3118 nt
Organism: Aquila chrysaetos chrysaetos
Lineage: Eukaryota; Metazoa; Chordata; Aves; Accipitriformes; Accipitridae
Product: carnosine N-methyltransferase-like
Exons: 8
Coding region: 205-1341 (378 amino acids)
Molecular function (GO): S-adenosylmethionine-dependent methyltransferase activity
Source: RefSeq, a predicted model, not a curated record
CUAGCGUGCGUGCGACUGUUAGCCGUGGUUGUUAUUAGGCUGUCGGUCGCAUGCGCUGUGUCUUGCAAAGCGCUGCUGUCGCGGCCCAGGAGUGAGAGGGACUCACUAACCAAGGUGAUGCGCAGGGGGCUGUGACGAGGCGAGGUGGAGGUGCAGCUGCCGUGGCUAGGAGAGUGUGGGGGCGGCGAACGAGGGGCGGAGGCGAUGGCACUUCUGAGCGACGAACGGCGGUGGCAGCCGCAGGAGUCGAAGGUGUUGGCGGCGGCCACGGUAGCCAGGGCGGAGGAGGAGCGGUUGGAGCGGGAGCAUUUCCGGAGGAUCAUCAACGCGUUCCGAUACUACGGAACUAAUAUGCAUGAACGGGUGAACAGAACAGAGAGACAGUUUAGAUCUCUCCCAGAUGACCAACAGAGUUGUCUUCCUCAAUUCCUUCCUCACCUCGAUAAGAUUCGGAAAUGCAUUGAUCAUAAUCAAGAGAUACUACAGACCAUUGUCAAUGACUGCAUUCAUAUGUUUGAAAACAAAGAAUAUGGAGAUGGAAGUGGGAAGAUUACACCAGCUUCGAUGUUUGACAUGGAUAAAUUAAAAUCAACUUUGAAACAAUUUGUGAGAGACUGGAGUGAAGAGGGGAAGCCUGAGAGAGAUUCCUGCUACCAGCCAAUCAUUAGUGAAAUUGUAAAGAACUUUCCAAAAGAAAAAUGGGAUUUCUCCAAAGUUAAUAUCCUGAUACCUGGUGCUGGGCUAGGUAGAUUGGCGUGGGAAAUAGCUAUGCUUGGUUAUGCUUGCCAAGGAAAUGAAUGGAGCCUCUUUAUGCUCUUUUCUUCAAACUUUGUACUCAACAGAUGCUCUGAAAUUAACUCAUGUAAGCUUUAUCCCUGGAUUCAUCAGUUUAGCAAUAACAAAAGAUCUGCUGAUCAGAUACGACCAGUUUAUUUCCCUGAUGUUGACCCUCACAGUCUUCCUUCUGGUUCGAACUUCUCUAUGACAGCAGGGGAUUUUCAAGAAAUUUAUUCUGAGUGUAAUACAUGGGACUGCAUAGCAACUUGCUUCUUUAUAGAUACAGCACAUAACGUUAUUGAUUAUAUUGAUACAAUAUGGAAAAUACUAAAGCCUGGAGGAAUAUGGAUAAAUGUAGGUCCUCUCCUUUACCAUUUUGAAAACCUGGCAAAUGAACUUUCUAUAGAAUUAAGCUAUGAGGAUAUAAAAAAUGUUAUACUGCAGUAUGGAUUCCAUAUAGAGGUGGAGAAAGAAUCUGUAUUGUCAACAUACACUGUGAAUGAACUCUCCAUGAUGAAAUGCUACUAUGAAUGUGUGUUCUUUGUGGUGAGAAAACCAGAAUAGAAGUGAGUUUAGAUAGGUUAAUCGGAAAGAAAUGCUGGCUCGAAUGCUAAAAUUGAGAACAAAACAGACUGGGUGAUGUCUGGACAAAUCAGUGGUGCCUUCUUAUGCCUAAUAGGAUUUAGAUAGCAUCUAUUUUCUUAACAUCAUCUCUAUUGUUAUCCAGACAUGUAGUGUGCCAUGCAUAUUUGUAAUGUAUUAUUGAAAAUGGAGGGGGAAAUGUUCACAUACACUGUCUUUAUGCUUUGGAAUGCAUUAAAAAAAAAAGGCAACAUUUUCAUGUGUAUAAAAUUUAAUGUUUCCCCUAACCAGGCUAGUUCUUCAUAAAUGCUGCCUCAUUUUUUCAGAAAUUUAUAAUUAUUUUCUUUUUUCUAUUUUCUGAUGUUAAGGAUGCAUAGUGGUAUUUAGUGUACUAGCUGUGUCACAGUUCAGAGAAGUAUUUCUAAAUGUACACUUAAAUUAUGAAGUCUGAAAUGGGUUGAAAAGUUGUAAAAUGAUUCUUGACAUAUAAUAACUAUCAGAACUGUUACAGCAUUUUCUGUGGAACUGGAAAUAGUGUAAAUAGGAACAAAGUAGACUAUUGUAUGAAUUCUAAUCUUUGAAUGUGAUUGAUUGUACCGCUGUUAACCAUUUACUCAAAACACAAUCUGUAGACAAUUUGAAAUACUAUGUGAAAGCAUAGUAUCAAAUGAAGAAAAGCAGCAUGUCACAGAGGAGCAGUAAAUUAACCUCGGUUCAGGAAUAACCUAAUGUUUUUUCCUGGCAAAAUGAGCUUUAGGUGGAUAUUCAAUCUACAAAUCCUGGUAUUACACAAGAGAGACAGAUGCCUGCUCCAAGAAAGACCUAUUUAAAGCUGAAACACUACCAUUCUAACAAAUUGGAAAAAAAAACCCCAAAAAACAAAACCAAAAAACCCCAACAAAAUCCAAACAAAAAAACCCCUACAAACAAACAAGAAAACAAACCCUUGCACACCACAAAAAGAGAAAUAUUUUUUUUCCUUUAAUUUCCUUAUUGUACUAUUUACUCUUCGUCCCGUGUUCCCCCCCCCCCCCCCCAUGAACUUGGAUACUUUGUCUUUAUUAUGGUGGUUUUGGUUUUGGGAGGUUUUUUUUCUUAGAUAAAAUGUGAUUAGUGUUUAAUUUGAUUUUUUUCAAGCUCCUUGAAAUAAGGCAAGGUUAGGUAAAUGUUGAUUAUGCAAUUGCUGAGUAGUUACAUCUGUAAUACUGCCCAACUUAUGUCUCUUAACCAGUCUGUAGUUACUCUUAAAAUGUGGUGUUCCUGUUUUUACAAAUAAAAAAAUUGAACUCUGGCAUUCUGGUUGAAUCUCAAUAUCCUUUGUUCUCUUGGUUUUCUUCUUCGCUACCCCACACUGUCAAAAGUUACAUUAAGAGUUGGAAGCACAAUAAUCUUAUAAAUUACUUGUAAAUAGGACUGCAGGUAAAACACUACUAUAUACGAGUUCUUAAAAAUCAUUAUUUGUAUUUUUAUGGACAGGGAUAAUCGCGUAUUAUUCUGUGUGACUGCAUUUGGUUUUUUUCUUCAGUUGUACAUACAGGGGAGAAAAACUACAUAACUUAUUUUAGCUUCAGCUGCUAAACAAUUUAGGUCACUUAAACUGUAUGUGGUAUUGUAAUUGUGCAAAAUAAAAUGCUGCAUAAUCUGCAGAGUAAUACUUCUUUAUAUGGAGUAAGUUUGACAAAUGUGAAGUGUCCUGUAUUUUUAUUUGAAUGUAGUAUAUCAUAAAAUCAGUUAUGACAAUAAUGUGUUGUUGUGGUUU